Liolophura sinensis is the source of this 4904-nucleotide messenger RNA. RefSeq names its product proteoglycan 4-like. The coding region runs from base 420 to 1640 and encodes 406 amino acids. Lineage: Eukaryota; Metazoa; Mollusca; Polyplacophora; Chitonida; Chitonidae. The transcript is spliced from 4 exons. The record is from RefSeq and is a predicted model, not a curated record.
UGAGCGGCUAGCUGUCAAAAACAUGGACGGUGUUCGGGGCGAGCGGCAGGUGUGGUAUAUACAGUAGCUCUAUACCUGUGAGUGAGACGUAUGGAGGAAUUAUAUAUACACGCGGCAUCGGGCUGUCAGUAACACAGCUCUACAACUGUGAAAUCAACAAAGGUGUUUGAUCGGAGUUCGUGACAAGUGCAUGACCCAGUGGCAAAGUGUUGUGACAAGAUUUACACCUGUUCGCCUCGACUGUCUAUAUACGGUUUGAAUGUCCACCUGGUAUCCCUGAGGAACAUUGACGUGUGUGUGAUGUUGGCACAAAGUGGUGGACAUACAGCCUGGUAAUAAAACGGACUGGUAUAGAGCAUUAAACACAGAAACCUGUUGGAGGUAGUUUAUCUGACAACAAGAAUUAGCAAGCAGCGGCAAUGAAGGAGAUCACUUACGGAUGGUACCCAUCGGCCAAAGACGUUUACCGAAAUGCCGCCCGAUAUCACAACAGCCCUUAUGAACUGGAAUGCAUGUUCCGGUUUCAGAAUUCCAAGUACCACAGCGGACAGGUAACCCCUCCUAAACCGACUAUAUCGCUAGGAUUAAAGGAUCCACCUGGGCCAGAUGUCAGGUAUACACCCGCGCCCCCUAGGGGAUCACAGAGUGCAGCCCGACAACGGGGACAGGUCGACUUGGAGCAAGGGUCCCCAUUCUUGGUCAUUAAACCAGCGCCCAGAGUCAAGUCCAGCCCUAUCCCGACUCCAAAAGAGGUCUGGGAUAAGCCGACGAAAACAGAGGCUACUCCGAUCACAGUUAGCCCGGAGAAAAUCCACCAGCCCCAGGGGGUGAAGUACCCAAAAUUCUUCUGGCCGCCUCCCAGGUACGAUUCAACAGAAGAGCUCAGGCAGUGCUUGCUGACCCCCGAAGGGCCUCGGACUCAACCGGUCCCCCACCGGGUCAAUUUUAGGAGCCCUCUUGUCUCCAGGGAAGAGCUUAAACGGCGACCCAACCGCAUCAAGAGUGCCCCGCCCACUCACAUACAGCCCACCGCUCGGGCCCCGACACCUUGGGCACCCCGACAAAGACCCGUUCAGUCUGCACGACCUCGUCGGUCCAUGCCAAGAGUACAGUUUCCUGAUUCUGAGCGCCCACAAACCUCACCCGCGGUCAAGACAACGUCUUUAACUCCCGUUCCCAAACGGGAGACUCAUUCCGCCGAGCCUGGGGUCACUUGCACGGAGAGUGCGCAGAGUCGACCUCAGAACCCGACCCCUAACAUCGCUGAUCUCUCCCUGGAGGACCCUGGGGACGAUAGUGACUCCGAGGAUGAGGCGGAUACCUCUAAAGACGAGUAUGACGAGGCCCUGGAGAAAUACGGUUGGCGAGCUGAAAUACACGGAGAUCCGUACGGCCUCAAGAGAACUAGUAAGCGUCUAACCUAUACGGUUACGUGCGAUGAGCCCGUCAUCCCACCAGAGCCCCCUGGCGGUCACAUGGAGAAUUGGCAGACAUUUUUCCUGAACACCAUACCGUCUCGGCCGGCCACUUACACCAUUCACAAAGAAUGGAUGUCAGAAGUCAUCCACGCAAAGCGAAUGCAACUUCAAAAGAAACAGGGUGUAAACUUUAAUUUUAAGAAAUACGCCUUCGCUUACUAGGAGUGCGUAGAAUGCGAUGCAUUUCUUCUGAGAAAAACAAAUUUAUGUACAGACUACAAAUUAUUAUUCCCAUAAGGAAUAUUUCGGUUUUGAUAGCUUUAUCGUCAUAAAGUUGAGCAUACUGCGUAUUUAGUCCACAUAAUAUCUUCUUACGGUACCUAUUGACUGUUAGUCAAACGAAAGGCUAUUUGGCAAUUUUGUUCUUUUCUCUAUCAGAACAAAGUAAGAGUUCUAUGUAUGUUGCUUCGGUUUUCUCCCGACGCUUCAGUUGUUUUGCUCUGAUAAAAUCCCUGGAAGGAUAUGAAAAUCUAGAUGAAAACACCCGAAGGAUAUGGAAAUCUAGAUGAAAACACCCGAAGGAUAUGAAAAUCUAGAAGAAAACACUGGAAGGAUAUGGAAAUCUACAUGGAUGCACUGGAAGGAUAUUUUAAAUCUAGAUUAAAACAAUGAAAUGAUAUGAAAUCUAAACGAAAACACCCGAAGGAUAUGGAAAUCUAGAUGAAAACACCCGAAGGAUAUGGAAAUCUAGAAGAAAAUACUGGAAGGAUAUGGAAAUCUAGACGAAAACACCCGAAGGAUAUGGAAAUCUACAUGGAUGCACUGGAAAGAUAUGGAAAUCUAGAAGAAAACACUGAAAGGAUAUUUCAAAUCUAGAUUAAAACAAUGGAAUGAUAUGAAAUCUAAACGAAAACACUGGAAGGAUAUGGAAAUCUUGACGAAGAUACUGGAAGGAUAUGGAAACCUAGAUGAAAAUACCGGAAGGAUAUGGAAAUCUAGAAGAAGACAUGGGAAGGAUAUGGAAAUCUAGACGAAAACACUGAAAAGAUAUGGAAAAUUAGAGGAAAACACUAGAAGGAUAUGGAAUUUUUUACCAGUGUAACUGGAAGAUUUGAAGAUCUUUAUUCACGCCCUUGUAAAUCUUACAUCUCUUGUAGCCAACUGGCUGCAUUGGCCUAUGUAUCCGAUGUUCAUUUCCUCGAAUGUUCACGUAUUACAACACGACGUGUUAUAAUAAGACGUACUAAGGAAACAUACUCCUUGCAGCGCAUGAUCCACUCUCUACGCUCGCUUUACAUGACUGCCACCACUAGACAAGCAGACCUUUGGAGCUUGUGAGACCCACAUAGGCUUGUUUAAGCUUAGCCGCACCUCUUGCGUCCUCUCGCGGGUCUAUUUAAUCAGCAUUCGUCAACAGAAUUGUUGACGGCUUUGGUUAAAAUUGUGUUGUACAUUAGAUAAAGAAAGUGCAUGUGUGUAAAGCAUUGGUAGGAACAAAAGUAGAGACAGAGUUGUUGUGUUUUAUGACAUCACUUCCUGCCUGAUCACCGUGACUCAGUGACCUCAGCGUUGUUCAAGAUUUCUUUAUAAAGUAAGGAAUACGCGAGGUAAGGCCGACUAUUAACCUGAAAAUCAUGGCUUCAAUUUCUCCGUCACAUGUCACCUCACGAUCCAGUGUCCAUUACGGCUAGCCAGACUACAGUCAAAAAACAGCAUUAGUAUUUACGGUUUUAGUAUUUACUUUUCAUAAUCAAUUAACGAACAUUUCAGCACUGAAUAACUCGUUUUGUGAACAGAGAGUUGUUUCCCUUGGCUAAUAGCCCAUAUGGAAAUGGAUAGUUGGUUUUGAAACUGAAAUUGAAUCAUAAACGUUAAUUGUUUUUAUUAUUACCUGUAUAUUGUUUUAUUGCCCAUGUAACUGGUUAAGUCUUUAGGGUAGGAUAUUAGGGUAGGAGAAAUAUUUUAAAGGCAAUGACAAAAUAGGCCUUGUUUAAAGUCGAAUUCCCUUGAUAUUUUUUUCCCAUACCGAAGUGGUGCCUAACUGGUCUAAGGACAUACGCUAAGAAGACCCAAAUAUGCUACAUUUUCGUACGGCUGAAAUAUUGAUCAUUUCUUAGCUGUAAUAUGGUGACCUUUCUAAGCUCCUAUCCAUGUAUUUAACUGUAUGAUUUACUAAGUGUGACUUUUGUUAAUUUGUGCCUUAUAAGAUAUUAUACUAUUCUGUCUUCGAAUGUCAUUGGAACUUUAUGGAACCUAAAUGUUGCGGUCAGCAGAAAGAGAGCUAAAAACUGUAGCUGAAAAUGCCUACCCUAAUUCUUCUAAUUUUUGGAACAGAUAUUUGUAGUGAUGAAAGUAGAAUAUUACAUUUCUUUACCAGUCUUUUGGAAAAAUUAUAGAUAUGAGUACGUUGUUCAUUAGAUUGUCCAAUGAGGUGAGAAAAAAGAAACUCAAUAUUCCUGCUACAUUUACAUAUACAUGUAUAUUGGCUAAAAUGAGUAGACCAGGUGUCUAAAAAAAUAAAGAAAAAUAGGGAAUACUUAUUUUAUCUUAGAUUUUUGCCACUGUAUUGAAUGUCAUUUUGAUAUGGGGUGUAGCAAUAACUUUUUCUAGAUUUAUUUAUUCAGGUUUAAAUAAGCUUCUUGUAAAGUUCACUCAUGUAAUGUGUGACUUUGCAUGUCACAAUCAAAUCUUCACAAUCAAUACAAGUACCUAGUUUCGGGUCAGAGAAAAGAGGGAAUAAACUCAAGGGAGGCAUACAGUAUUAGUAUGGCCCUCCGAGUCUCUAUCUUACACCCCAAACAUUUACUUCAGUUAACAAAAGGUAAAAAUUAAAAAAUAUGAAUGAACUUAUUUUGGAUAGUGUUCUAACGGUCUUUCUUUUGAUGCUCACUUCAUUUUUAUGUUUUGUCUUGUUUUAACUCUACAGUGUUACUUGCAACACGCUGUAUCUGUAGACUGUCCAUGUGCAUAGUAGGCAAUCGUUUAAGGAUAAAAACGAAAGUGAAACCGAAACACUUCGAAGACCUCAGCAGAGAUAGUUCCGAAAAUUUGAUUAUCUAACCUGAGUUAGUAGCUCAGAAAAGUUCAUUAGAAAAUAGUUGUCUUAACGUAUUAGUUUUAAUGAAAUAUAUAUUAAGAAAUCAUUAUAGCGCUACUUCCAUGACAAUACAUAAGCCUAUAUUCACUUGGUGUAAUUAAUGCCUAAAUGGAUAUUUAUUUAAAAAAUCCUUUAUUUUCCAGCGAAUGUUAUACAUAUAUCAGGUUAACAUAUAUUUUAAUCUGUAUUAAUAUAUAAAAAUAUUAACCAUUAUGUGUGCUAAGAUGAUUUGCUAUCAUUUUAAUCUCUCGGAUUUCGAGAUUUCGUGUAAACAGGGCGCUAUAUGACCAAGCUACUGUAAAUAUUGACUCGUUUGUUAUGUUCGUCUGAAUGUGCUAUACCAUAAUUUAAGAAUUGUCAUCAAAUGUUAUAAUAAAACCCUGACAAAC